AUGAAAUUGUACCCACUACUGCUCAAGCCUCCAAGUACAACAACGCAUAAGCGAAUCACAAGUAACGGUAGUAGAUUCUAUCCAUACUUCAAGGACUGCGUUGGAGCCAUAGAUGGUUCACAUAUCCCAGCAUGGGUUCAAGUAGAACAACAUCGUUCAUUUCGUGAUAGGCAUGGAUGUAUAUCCCAAAACAUCCUAGCUGCAUGCGAAUUUGACAAGAAGUUUACAUAUAUACUUGCUGGCUGGGCAGGAUCGGCAUCAGAUUCUCGAAUAUUGGAUAAUGCCAUACACAGGGUAGGAGAAGGAAGGUUAGUGGUACCUGAAUGCAAAUUCUAUCUUGUUGAUGCUGGGUUUUCUAAUCAGAAAGAAUUCUUGAGACCAUUCCGUAAUGUUCGAUAUCAUGUGAAAGAGUGGAAAAACUCUAAUUUGGGGCCGCAAGAUAAGAAGGAGUUGUUUAAUUUGCGACAUGCCUCUUUGCGUAAUUGCAUUGAAUGUGCGUUUGGUCUCUUGAGGAAAAGAUUCAAGAUAUUGAAAAAUCAGCCUGAAUAUCCUUUUAAGACACAAGUCAAGAUUGAGGAAGAGGAGUCAUUUUUCGAAGCUGAGGAAGAAGAAGAAUCUACUUCCAACAGUGUUAGCAUAACAGUAGAAACAGAUGUGGAACCUGAGGAUGAUGACAAUGUUGUUCAAGGUACUGGUAAUGUGGAAUGGGAUCAAUUCUGA
Molecule: messenger RNA, 720 nt
Organism: Telopea speciosissima
Lineage: Eukaryota; Viridiplantae; Streptophyta; Magnoliopsida; Proteales; Proteaceae
Exons: 2
Coding region: 1-720 (239 amino acids)
Source: RefSeq, a predicted model, not a curated record